AUGCUCGAUUUCGUCGUCUUUUUUCCAGAAAGUGGUGUAGUCCAUGAACGACCAUAUGUGGUUUGGACUAUUUUGAUUGAAGAUAUGAACCAAAUGGUUGAAUCAUUUCGAAUUGAAUUAGCAGCAAGAGUAGCUACCCUUAUCGACGAUACACAAAAUCGACAUCAACAAAUAAAAUUAUUACAAGAACAUUGGAACAAAUUAUCAACUAAUAAACGUGGCUGUGGAUUUUAUACAAAACAGCCAGAAGAUUACAUUAUGAACCACAUGACGUCAAGUUUGGCAAAUCCACCUGUGAUUAACGAUAAUUUAUCUUUACCUCAAUUAUUGCCAGAAUGGUUAAAUUGUGCAGUCACGUUGUUAUUAUCAAUUGAGAAUAUUCGUCGUCGAACACUGUCAGCACAAUCAAAUUUAUCACCUUUAUUAAAAGAAAUAGCCAUCUUCAUCGACCAUUAUUGUACUGGUUUAUAUGAGAAAAAACUAAAACGAAAGGAAACAACAAAAGCAAUGAAAACCCAAUUUGCAGUAGUUAUCAAUAGUCAACUUCAAGCGAUAAAAUGGUAUUAUUGCACAAAUUGUGGGAUUAAAUUACGUGUAUUAGUCGUCUACAAAUAUAUACCAAUCAACGUUAUUAAUGGUCAGCUAUCACUCGAGAGAGAAUUAACCAGUUUCUUUCAUGGUGCAACAUCAGAUCGGCACUGUAAAAAAUGUUCAGAUAUAAUGGUACGACGAAUGCAAGUAUUAAAUUGGCCUGAUGUUUUGAUAUUAACAAUCAAUGAUCAAACAACAACAACCAUAAAACGAUAUUCUCGAAAACCAUCGAAAGUCUUUUCUUUAUAUCCAUACAAUGAUGUUAUUAAUAUUUGUAUAAAUUCAAAAUGUAUAUUUGAUUUAACAACAUUCAUUUCACUUAAGAAAUCUGGCACAUCGAAUAAAUUAGUUCGAAUAACAAAAAUCGACAAGAAAUGGUCGACCAGUUUUUCAACAAAGCUUAUAGGUGAAGGUGUUGAUUUAUGUGAACUUUAUGCACAUAAUCAAGUGAUUAUUUUAGAACGUGUUCGACGAUCAUUAGACGUUAAUAUGAUUAACGCAAUUAUUCGCUGUUGUUCAACUGGAUUCACAGAAGAUGGCUGCGAUUUUGUCGAUGGUCCGUGUGAAUCAUUGUUUGAUGCUGUCCAUGCUAUUGAAAAUAACCCAAAAAGUGUCCAUGUUACCGUAGAUGAUCAUGUGGCUAUACCAAUUACGACGAAUUUACAUGAAACUAAUGGCGAUUGUUCACUGUGCGGUUGUUCAUUAAAUAAUGAUAUUAUACUUGACAUUUAUUCACAACGACAUUAUCAUUCACCCAAAAUAUUAUCGUAUCUUCUACAAACCAUAGCAUAUGAUGAAUUUCUGGAGUUAAACGUUGAAUUAAAUGAUGAUGAAGGCAAUAUUAUUCAUUAUCAGUCACAUGCAUUAUUAUUAAUAAGCCGAUUUACUGAUUCAAUUACGGUGUUGAAAUUGGAAAACCGAAAUGAUUUUUAUUCGUACAAAACAAACCCUUAUACACAAAAAACAAAAUGUACAAAUGCUGAAAUUGCUGAUUGUUUUUGUACGUCAUCAAAAAGCGUUGUGUUUUUAAUUCGAGUGAAUGUUUAA
This is a messenger RNA of Didymodactylos carnosus, 1638 nucleotides long. Lineage: Eukaryota; Metazoa; Rotifera; Eurotatoria; Philodinida; Philodinidae. The record is from the annotation of a GenBank genome assembly.